Molecule: messenger RNA, 957 nt
Organism: Gloeophyllum trabeum ATCC 11539
Lineage: Eukaryota; Fungi; Basidiomycota; Agaricomycetes; Gloeophyllales; Gloeophyllaceae
Product: mitochondrial carrier
Exons: 8
Biological process (GO): transport
Molecular function (GO): transmembrane transporter activity
Source: RefSeq, a predicted model, not a curated record
AACAAGACGGCAGUAUGUGCUCUCACAGCGAGCUACAUAUCGACCUUUGUCGGGUAUCCGCUGGACUCUCUCAAGUCUAGACUUCAGACGCGGAGAGUACGCAUAUCUGUGCCUAAACUCGCUGCCCAGGUGUACCGUGAUGAGGGCUUAAUUGGGUUUUAUCGCGGUUUCUGGAUACCUCUCAUGACCAUAUCAUUCGUUCGUGCGUCAGAUGCUACCUCCCUUGGAGCCACAUCCAUGACUAUUUACGAUAACACCAAGGUAACAUUGCAUAGGAAUGGCAUGCUCGCCCGUAACACCCUCGUUGAUGUCGCAGCGAGCGGUGGGAUUGGUGGCGCUCUCGCUGGAUCUGCCAUUUCGUUCGCCAGUGCCCCAUUCGAACUGGUUAAGAUCCGCAGGCAGCUCGAGUAUGCCAUCGCAGCCUCGAAAGGCCAGCGUAUAGCAAAGCCGCCCAGUACUAUGGAAGCUGUUAGAGACAUAAUUCGUACGAAUGGCAGGUUCGGCAUGUGGACUGGCAUGCGCAUGCACUUCCUACGUGAUACAAGUGGGACGGGUCUCUAUUUUCUGGAGUAUGAUGGUAUGCGGUAUCUGAUGGGAAGGCGUCCCAAUGGAGAGCAAGGGCCUCCUCCUCCGUGGCUGCCGCUUCCUAAUGGCCUGAUACCUUUUGUGUGCGGUUCUUUCUGUGGCGUGACAUCCUGGGCCCUGAUCUACCCGCUGGACGUCGUGAAAACGAAGGUGCAAGAGCGAUCCUUAGCAGGUCUUCCUCCUCGCGGUGUACGCGAAACAUUCAGGCGUCUCAUACGAGGACCUGACCCUAAUAAUCCUCAACCCAUCCACGUCGGGGUUGCCAGGAUAUACCGAGGACUAGGUGUCAGUGCAACCCGAAGCAUCACCACUCACGGUCUGCUUUGGACUUUCUUCGAUAUCGUCGCCGGCUAUAUCGAUAGGCUACCAUAA